Fibroporia radiculosa is the source of this 1404-nucleotide messenger RNA. RefSeq lists its product as uncharacterized. Bases 1 to 1404 code for a protein of 467 amino acids. Gene Ontology annotation, cellular component: membrane. The transcript has 4 exons. Gene Ontology annotation, molecular function: chitin deacetylase activity. Gene Ontology annotation, biological process: carbohydrate metabolic process. The record is from RefSeq and is a predicted model, not a curated record. Lineage: Eukaryota; Fungi; Basidiomycota; Agaricomycetes; Polyporales; Fibroporiaceae.
AUGUGGCCUGCUCUUCUGUCACUCGUUGCCCUCUCGCCACUGAUAUCUGCUCAUGGCCCACAUAUAGCCCAACAUAUUGCCAGAGCCAACCCGGCAGCAAGCUCUCCAACUACCGCACAUAGCUCAUUGGCUACAAGCUCGACAAACACGACGACGACCGCAAACACAACCUCUGUGACGCUUACGUUUUCUCUGAUAUCCACGAAUCCCACCGCUGUUCCUCUCUCAGAUAUCGUUUCGAGCGCGUCCACCCAACCGACCCAGGCGCUCACUACCACUUGGCAGCCGGGGAGCGUACCAACCUUCAUCCCCGGUGCUCCCGCCUUGCCAAAUGCUCUUGCCCUCAACCCAGCAAACUAUCCGGCUCUCGACAAGACCCCUCCGACUGAUUCCCCCGAAGUCCUCCAGUGGAUCCAGGAGGUUGCAAACACUGGAAUACCCAUUCCGGAUAUUCCGGUCACCAAUCCCGGAGGCUGCGGCAACAACACUGCUGCUGUUGCCAAUGCCACUGAGCGAUGUUGGUGGACCUGUGGUGGAUGCACGCGUCCGACCGACAUUACUACUUGUCCGAAGAAGGAUACAUGGGGCUUGACAUACGAUGACGGUCCCGGCUUAUACACUCCAGACCUGUUGACCUACUUCCAGCAGCAUAGCCUCCACUCAACCUUCUUUGUUGUCGGAUCCCGUUGUAUAUCAAGGCCGGCGAUGCUCCAGGACGAGUACAUGGCUGGUCACCAGAUUGCAGCUCACACCUGGAGCCAUCCGUAUAUGACGACAAGAACCAACGAGGAAGUCAUCGCCGAGCUCGGUUGGUCCAAGAAGAUCAUCAAGGAUGCCCUUGGUGUGACACCUUUGCACUGGCGCCCUCCAUUCGGCGAUAUCGACGACCGUGUUCGUGCUAUCGCUACGGCGAUGAACCUAGAGACGGUCAUCUGGACUCGGAUAAGUCCCACGCAGACCUUUGACACAGGCGAUUAUACGCUUGCUGCUGGUGGGGUCACCGCACAGCAGGUCCUCAACAACUGGGAAUCCAUCAUGGGCAACUCCAGUAAGAUUAGUACUGGCUUCAUUGCCCUUGAGCACGAUCUCUGGCAGCAGACUGUGGACAUCGCAGUUGGUUAUAUCCUUCCCGAAGCCCUUGCGCACAGCCCCUCAUUCAACAUCACCCCCGUCAUCGAGUGCUUGAACAUGCCUUUGGCGAACGCUUACGUUGAGACGAACGACAACAGUACCAACCCUCCUCCAGCGGAUGCUCCCAUUUCUCAUGUCAAGCGUCCGCAGUCGUGGCCCAAGCUAGUGUCUCCGUAUCCGGAUCAUCGGGCGCCGUGCAACCCACCGGUGGAUCAGGCAGCGGAGCACCAACGAGCGGCGCUCUCAACGUUGCUGUCGUACAUACUGGGCUAA